Molecule: messenger RNA, 672 nt
Organism: Malassezia restricta
Lineage: Eukaryota; Fungi; Basidiomycota; Malasseziomycetes; Malasseziales; Malasseziaceae
Product: ubiquitin-conjugating enzyme E2 J2
Exons: 1
Coding region: 1-672 (223 amino acids)
Source: RefSeq, a predicted model, not a curated record
AUGGCAUCCAAAGCGGCGGCGAAGCGCCUGGCCAAAGAGGCUGCGCUGAUGGAAAAAGACCCGCCGCCUUUUUGCUAUGCUCGUCCGCGUGAAGACAAUGUACUUGAGUGGCACUUUAUAUUGCGCGGUCCGCCGGGCACGUCGUACGAGGGUGGAGAGUACUGGGGCCAGCUGCUCUUUCCGUCCGACUAUCCGUUCAAGCCACCGGGUAUCAAAGUUCAGACGCCCAGUGGGCGUUUUGCGCCAGAUCAGAAAAUAUGUACGUCUAUGAGCGAUUACCAUCCCGGCAGCUGGAACCCCGCAUGGUCCGUCGCCGGUAUCCUGGUAGGUCUGCUGUCGUUCAUGUGCACGGACGAGAUGACGGCAGGCUCGGUCAUGGCCACGCAUCGCGAGCGCCAAUUGCUUGCAGCCAAGUCGCAUUCAUUCAACGUGGCGCAGCGCCGCUUUGUGCAGCUCUUUCCCGACUACGCAGGACCCGAGGCGCGGAAUGUGCCGAAUAUGACGCAGGCUGCGAAGCCUCCCACACCGGCAACGCCCGUGUCGCCAGCCCCGCCCGCGGCAGCUCCGCCGCCGCCGCCGCCGUCCAGCUCCUGGAACAUAGGCAUCAUGGCCACCGUCGUGCUGACAUGCUUGUUCGCAGCAAAGCUCUUUGACAUGUGGGGCCGCGCAUAA